AUGACGCUCAAACAAUCCAACGCAAGGCAAGCUUUACCUGCUAACUUCCAACCAAUUUCUGGCAGCAUCAAGGAUGACACAAAACAACUUGUGUCUAAGAGAAAACAGUUCAGAAGUUGGCUGCACAACCUCAAGGAGCAAUCUUUCUCGGGUGACAUCAGUGAUGAUGAAACAGUUUUCGUCGAUAUCGAAGACGCCUGUUUGAGUUCAGCUAACCCAUUGUCUUACGUUCCGGUGCUUUCUGCCACAGAAGCUGAGCUUUUGAUCGAUCCAAGAUGUCAGCCAAAAGAUCAACCUCACGGUCGUAGGUUGAAAACAUUUUUGAGAGAGCAUCUUAAAAGACCUUCAAGACGCAGCGUCAAAUCUUCCAGGCGGGGACCAAAGCAGGGAAAUCACGAAGAUAACUCUUCCAUUUAUAGUAUGCAAACCGAUGAUUUUGAAAUCACAGCUGAUUCCGUUGAGGACGCGGAAAAGCAAGGUGCGACCAAAUCACUUAGCAAUCCCACCAAGGCGGCUAAAUUUGAAUCCCUUAGUUCGGUCCACAGUGGCAUUUCGAAUGGUUCCCAAACCGUGCGAUUGAGCUCUAAGGCUUUGAAAAUCUUGAGAAAUCCUGAGCUGAAAACUGACGUUAAUAAAAGGACAGAGGCACCAAGGCCCAGAGACAAUGGUGAGAUCGACACUCGAAAUCCUCCCGAAAAUAAUAACCAUAACAAUAAUAAUAAUAAUAAUAAUAUGACUAAUAAUAAUAAUAGUGAUGAUGAUGAUAAUGCACACGGAAAUGUUGGUGGAGCUUCUCGAAAAUUCAAAACUGAAUUUAUUGUUGGCCACAAUAACGUACGUAUUGCAAGAAAGGAUCUCGCUAUUACCGCGCCAGGUAAUUCUGAGGCUUGCGACACUGUUGAAAAAGAGGCCAGCAGAAAUAAUAACAGUGUAUCGCGCUUUGGCGCGGGGGAAAUCGAAGCCACCAAAUUGAAAGCAGGCGAAGCCAAGACACCGUUGUGUCUUGAUUCCUUGUCAAAAGAAGAUGCAAAGCAGGAAAGUCUAAAAAGAUCUUCAGAGGCCGUGGUUGGCUCUAGAAGUGAGCUGAAGCGCCCUUGCAUUGACAAAGAGCUCGAUGAAGAAAGUGACAAAGGAAACGAAGAUGAUUGUUUCUCUCAUGAUAGCUCUUCGGCAUAUUCUGACACUCCUUCGUUUGACAAAUCAACAAUUCAACGUCCUUCGUCGUUGGCAAACAAUCCACAAAUGAUGAGGAAUCCUUAUACUGAUGAUACGAGCGAUGCAAGCGAAAUUCAAAUGCGACAAUCGACGGAAACGGAUCACAAACCUGUGGUCACCAAAGACGCCAGAGAACCUGCAAAUUAUCUUGACACGCCAAAAGUAAAAACUCCUAAAUUCACACCGUUGUCCAAGCUCAACAAGGACAAUUCUGAAAUCAUAACCACUUCACCUAUUGAGGACAAAAUAUAUGGGGUUGUGGAGAAAUUAAAGUCGGUUGUUCACCAUCAGCAAGUCACGAACAAUGCCACCGGCAGCGGAGUAAAUGCAAAUGGCAGUCGUUCAAAUUCUGUGAAAAGACGACAGCCUUUUAAACCUUCAAAAAGCGAGGACUUCGAGACUCAAAGACUGCGCGUUCCAACAUUCCGACAAAGUCUUCGUAAAAUCGAUGCGUUGGGAUUAUUUGAGGAUGUCAGAAAUGGUACACUGACUGAGAGGGAUUUAUUCCAUUUAUCCAAGACCAAGCUUGACGAGCCAUAUGAUUUCCGCGAUAGUAGGUUUUUUGACGAGCAAUCAUCGCCUUCGGACACUUCGAAUAUAUCAAAAGCACUUUAUGGUGAAAACCUGAUCUCCAGUGUCAAAUUCGACAAGUUUUCACAACUUCUGAUGUAUGACGUUAGGAAAACUAGUAGAUUUGAGAGACCCGAAACUUCACAAUCUUUUAAAGCUGUGAAAGUAUUCAGUAGGGAUGGUAGACUUUCACGUUCACUGUCCGAUAGUGCCGCAGAUGUUAAAAGACGAAGUUAUAAUCAUCGCAGGCCCAUCCUUAAGCGUAAAACAAACGACCGUGCUGGAGAAGAGUCUUUAAGAGCCGAGGAUUGCGACCGGGUAGAUGUUAAUGUAUUUCUAAAAUUCUUUGAGAACCACGAAGCACGUCGUCGUACCGAAGAAAACCGAUUGAGCAAGAUCCGUGCACAACAGUUAACCAAUUAUUAUGCCAACGACCACAUGUAUAACUCUGUUCAAAAUGGGGACGUUAAGACCGCCAUGAUUGACUUCAAAAGAAGCAAGAAAGCGACAGAGAUAAAUAUUGGACGUGAACUACAAGACCCCAACAAGCGAAUUAUGAGUUGUCCACGAGAGGUUCAAUGGCAAAAAAUGCACAAGGAAAGUUCUAUUUCUCAAAGCUGCUUUUAG
Lachancea nothofagi CBS 11611 is the source of this 2412-nucleotide messenger RNA. NCBI's taxonomy places the organism in Eukaryota, Fungi, Ascomycota, Saccharomycetes, Saccharomycetales, Saccharomycetaceae. The record is from the annotation of a GenBank genome assembly.